AACAGGAGGAAACCUGGAAGCUUUUUGCUGCUCUGUUGAAUAUGGGAUUAUAAAGGAAAAUCGCGCCUAGAGCAUCUCUGUCCCUCUUUCAAAUGGGUGACUUCUGAACCUGGAACUCUUCAUUACCUGAAGCAGCAACUUCUUUCACUGUGCAUCCUGGAGGGGAAAAUGAAUUUCACAAAUUGUACUACUGAAGCCAACGUGGCUGCAAAGCCUAAAACAGUAACUGAAAAGAUGCUUGUUACCCUGACCUUGGCCACAAUUACAACCUUGACUAUGCUGCUGAAUUCUGCUGUAAUUGCAGCAAUCUCCACAACCAAGAAGCUCCACCAGCCGGCAAAUUAUUUAAUAUGUUCACUAGCUGUGACAGAUCUCCUAGUUGCUGUUCUCGUCAUGCCCUUGAGCAUCACUUACAUAAUGAUAGAUAAAUGGACUUUGGGAUACUUCAUCUGUGAGAUCUGGCUUAGCGUCGACAUGACCUGUUGCACGUGUUCAAUCCUUCAUCUGUGUGUCAUUGCUCUGGACAGGUACUGGGCAAUCACAGAUGCUAUCGAAUACGCCAGAAAAAGAACGGCAAAAAGAGCUGGGCUAAUGAUAGUCACUGUGUGGACUAUCUCCAUUUUCAUAUCAAUGCCCCCUUUGUUUUGGAGGAAUCACCACAGCGUCAAUAUUCCCAGUGAGUGUCGCAUUCAGCAUGACCACGUCAUCUACACUAUUUAUUCCACAUUUGGGGCAUUUUACAUCCCCUUGACUUUGAUCCUGAUCCUGUACUACAGAAUUUACCAUGCUGCAAAGAGCCUUUACCAAAAGCGGGGUUCCAGCCGCCACCUCAGCAACAGGAGCACCGACAGCCAGAACUCCUUUGCCAGCUGCAAGCUCACACAGACAUUCUGCGUCUCGGACUUCUCCACGUCUGACCCAACCACAGAGUUCGAUAAAAUCAAUGCAUCCGUGAGGAUCCCUCCUUUUGAGAAUGACUUAGACCUGGCUGGUGACCGGCAGCAGAUCUCCACAACACGAGAACGAAAGGCUGCUCGCAUUUUGGGGCUGAUUUUAGGUGCUUUCAUUUUAUCCUGGUUGCCCUUUUUCAUCAAGGAGCUGCUUGUGGGCCUCCACGUUUGCACUGUUUCUCCAGAAGUAGCGGACUUCUUGACCUGGCUUGGAUAUGUCAACUCCCUUAUCAACCCUUUGCUGUACACUAGCUUUAAUGAAGACUUCAAGCUGGCCUUUAGAAAGCUCAUCAGGUGUCGAGAACAUACUUAGAAGUACUGGGAGAUGAUGCUGCUGACAUGGCUCCCGGCCUUAAGAGCGAGCAAAAUAAUUUGACUGUCACCACUUCCCUUGACAAAGGGGAUCUUUGUGUUUGCCUAUUUGCUUGACUUAUCUUUAGCCUGUAAUUCAUUAUGCCGUUUUUUACUUCUACUGUUAUCCAUGGUAAAGAGUUUGAAAUAAAUCUGUUCUACAAAGGAAAAGGUUUUUUAGCAAUGAAACAACAACAAAACAGAAACUAUUAGCUACUCAUGUUCAAGACAUUUUGUGUAAUCAAUUUGAGAAGCAAACAAUUAUAUUCACUUUUAUACUUUUUCCAUUUAAGAAUCAAGUGUCUAAAUUAACAUGCACUGUAGUAAUAUAAAGGCUUAUAAACUGAACCUCAUAAAUACAUACUCAAAAAUUAAUAAACACCUCAUGGUCAUGACAGUGAAAAAGCAAAUCUUUACUGUGGCAUUCGGA
Falco peregrinus (peregrine falcon) is the source of this 1731-nucleotide messenger RNA. It is a transcript of the gene HTR1E, whose product is annotated as 5-hydroxytryptamine receptor 1E. The transcript has a single exon. Bases 169 to 1263 code for a protein of 364 amino acids. Gene Ontology annotation, molecular function: G protein-coupled serotonin receptor activity; neurotransmitter receptor activity. The record is from RefSeq and is a predicted model, not a curated record. Gene Ontology annotation, biological process: chemical synaptic transmission; G protein-coupled receptor signaling pathway, coupled to cyclic nucleotide second messenger. Lineage: Eukaryota; Metazoa; Chordata; Aves; Falconiformes; Falconidae. Gene Ontology annotation, cellular component: dendrite; plasma membrane.